AUGCCUUUAAAUAUAAAUACAAAAGAAGAAUUACAACAACAAAGUAAACCACCAAAAACAAAUCAAAAUGAAAGUGGUGGUUCUGGUCUUGGUUUAAGAGAAUUACAUAAAAAUCCAAAUGUUGGAAAUGAACAAUAUUUUACAAGUUUCCAAAAGUAUGUACACCCAAGUAAUGGUCAUGAAGAAAUUCAAAGAGAAGAUUUUCAUACUUAUCAUCCAGACCAAGAUUACAAAGAUAAAGAACCACAAGGAGUGAAACCAAAAGAAGUGAAGUCAACACCCACUACAAACAAUACAAAUGAUAACAAUUUUAUUCAUCCAUAA
Messenger RNA from Dictyostelium discoideum AX4, 324 nucleotides. RefSeq lists its product as hypothetical. NCBI's taxonomy places the organism in Eukaryota, Evosea, Eumycetozoa, Dictyosteliales, Dictyosteliaceae. Bases 1 to 324 code for a protein of 107 amino acids. The record is from RefSeq and is a predicted model, not a curated record. The transcript has a single exon.